This is a messenger RNA of Penicillium samsonianum, 490 nucleotides long. Its product is annotated as ATP synthase subunit epsilon family protein. The record is from RefSeq and is a predicted model, not a curated record. Gene Ontology annotation, cellular component: mitochondrial inner membrane. Lineage: Eukaryota; Fungi; Ascomycota; Eurotiomycetes; Eurotiales; Aspergillaceae. The transcript has 3 exons. Gene Ontology annotation, biological process: proton motive force-driven mitochondrial ATP synthesis. The coding region runs from base 98 to 319 and encodes 73 amino acids. Gene Ontology annotation, molecular function: proton-transporting ATP synthase activity, rotational mechanism.
CUUUGUCAUCCCGAUCCUCCGAAGUCGAACGCUUCCAAACUCACCCGAACCGUUUUCACCCCUUCAAUCGAACCAUACCUCCCACAUUCUCUUCAAAAUGACUGCUCCCUGGAAAGCCGCCGGUUUGACCUACAACCGCUACCUGGCCAUCGCCGCCCGCACGGUGCGCCGUUCCUUGAAGGAAGGCCCUCGCCUCGCAUCUGAGCGCCGCGGCCAGAUGGACCUCCGUUUCGCCAAGUGGGAGAACGGCAAGCAGGGUGAUGUCAAGUCCCUCGCCCAGGCCAACAACGAGGCUCUCGCCAAGGCCGCUGAGAAAUAAGCGCUAUUCACCCAUAACAUGAGAGAAUCGAGCUUGGAGAUAUGCAGGGCCCGAGUGUGACGGACUUGAGCGAAUUUUUGGUCCGGGGAGGCAUUGAAAUGUACAUGUGUAGCAAUACCGGCCUGUCUGGUUGGGCAGAGCUUAGAAAUCGCACUCGUCUUUGUUUUCACA